AUGUCCACAAACUUGAACCCGUUCAUGAAUAACACGCCUUCUUCCUCCCCACUCAAGGGUUCUGAAAGCAAGAGGGUAUCGAAACGGCCGAUAUCCAAUUCGUCAUCUGCUUCACUAUUAUCCUCUCCCUCCAGGCGAUCGAGGCCAUCCACAGUAUAUGGUGACAGGUAUAUUCCGAAUAGAACAGAUAUAGAUUUAAAUUCCAUCGUUUCGAUCAGUAGUAUGGCAAGCGUUCCAGCCCUUAAUCCAUCAAGCACAGAAGAUCAAGUUGAGUACCAAAAGGAAAGACAAGCACAUGAAACAUACAACACCUUGCUGAAGAAUGAGCUUUUCGGUGAAAUGCUAAGUAAGGAUACAGUAGGCCCAGAAAGUAGUAUAGAUCGUAUUAAGAAUACGAGGCCAUCUACUAGGGGCAAUGUACACACAGAGAAUUCGAAUAAUUACGGUUAUGAACUAGAACGAGUUUCGACUCCACCUCCCGAAGGGGCCAGUUCAGAAGAAUUCUCGCCACACUCUACACCAGCUACUCCUCGACGUCUUUUCACCGCACAACAAGAUGAAGUGAUGAGGCCUUCAAGCAAUUCGGUUAGAGGGGCCAGUUUGUUGUCCUAUCAGCAACGCAAAGGCAGAAAAUUAUCUGCGGCCUCUUUGCUACAAUCACAAUUUUUUGAUUCGAUGUCACCAGUUAGGCCAGAUUCUAAACAACUAUUGCUGUCGCCUGGAAAGCAAUUCAGACAAAUAGCGAAAGUCCCUUAUAGGGUUUUAGAUGCCCCGUCAUUAGCAGACGAUUUCUACUAUAGUUUGAUAGACUGGUCAAGCACUGAUGUUUUGGCAGUUGCUCUUGGGAAAUCAAUAUUUCUAACAGAUAACAACACGGGAGAUGUUGUACACUUAUGUGACACGGAGAACGAAUAUACGAGCUUAAGCUGGAUAGGAGCAGGCUCUCAUCUAGCAGUAGGCCAAGGAAAUGGACUUGUAGAGAUUUAUGAUGUAAUGAAAAGAAAAUGUAUCAGAACCUUGUCGGGGCAUGUAGACCGCGUGGCGUGUUUAUCUUGGAAUAAUCAUGUUCUGACAUCUGGAAGUAGGGAUCACCGAAUACUGCAUAGAGAUGUGAGAAUGCCAGAUCCUUUUUUUGAAACUAUAGAAUCGCAUACUCAGGAAGUUUGCGGCCUAAAGUGGAACGUAAUAGACAAUAAGCUUGCUUCAGGUGGUAACGAUAAUAUGGUGCAUGUUUACGAGGGAACGUCAAAAUCUCCAAUUUUGACAUUCGAUGAACAUAAGGCCGCUGUUAAGGCAAUGGCCUGGUCUCCUCACAAAAGGGGAAUAUUGGCUACUGGUGGUGGUACGGCAGAUCGAAGAUUAAAAAUCUGGAAUGUUAAUACUUCAACAAAAUUGAGUGAUAUAGAUAGUGGUUCACAAAUAUGUAAUAUGGUGUGGUCGAAAAAUACCAACGAGCUCGUGACAUCCCAUGGUUACUCAAAAUACAACUUAACUUUAUGGGACUGUAGCUCCAUGGACCCAAUUGCAAUUCUAAAGGGACAUAGUUUUAGAGUUCUGCAUUUGACAUUGUCCCACGAUGGAACCACAGUGGUUUCCGGGGCUGGAGACGAAACAUUACGAUAUUGGAAGCUUUUUGAUAAACCAAAAGCGAAAGUACAGCCGAAUUCAUUAAUAUUCGAUGCAUUUAAUCAGAUCCGUUAG
Molecule: messenger RNA, 1701 nt
Organism: Saccharomyces mikatae IFO 1815
Lineage: Eukaryota; Fungi; Ascomycota; Saccharomycetes; Saccharomycetales; Saccharomycetaceae
Gene: CDH1
Product: Cdh1p
Exons: 1
Coding region: 1-1701 (566 amino acids)
Biological process (GO): positive regulation of anaphase-promoting complex-dependent catabolic process; positive regulation of ubiquitin protein ligase activity; anaphase-promoting complex-dependent catabolic process
Cellular component (GO): anaphase-promoting complex
Molecular function (GO): ubiquitin ligase activator activity; protein binding; anaphase-promoting complex binding
Source: RefSeq, a predicted model, not a curated record